Molecule: messenger RNA, 3723 nt
Organism: Sorex araneus (European shrew)
Lineage: Eukaryota; Metazoa; Chordata; Mammalia; Eulipotyphla; Soricidae
Gene: MLXIPL
Product: MLX interacting protein like
Exons: 15
Coding region: 34-2676 (880 amino acids)
Biological process (GO): regulation of transcription by RNA polymerase II
Cellular component (GO): nucleus
Molecular function (GO): DNA-binding transcription factor activity, RNA polymerase II-specific; RNA polymerase II cis-regulatory region sequence-specific DNA binding; protein dimerization activity
Source: RefSeq, a predicted model, not a curated record
CCAAGCCGGGACGCGGUGGCGGCGGCGGCGGCGAUGGCCAUGGCCGGGGCGCUGGCGGGGCUGGCGGCGGGCUUGCAGGGCCCGCGCGUCGUGGCCGGCCCGGACUCGGACUCGGACACGGACUCGGAGGACCCGAGUGCCCGGCGCGGUGCGGGCGGGCUGCUCCGCUCGCAGGUCAUUCACAGCGGUCACUUCAUGGUGUCGUCGCCACACAGCGACUCGCUGGCCCGGCGGCGCGACCAAGAAGGGCCCGUGGCGCUCGCUGACUUCGGGCCGCGCAGCAUCGACCCCACACUCACGCGCCUCUUCGAGUGCAUGAGCCUGGCCUACAGCGGGAAGCUGGUCUCCCCCAAGUGGAAGAAUUUCAAGGGCCUCAAACUCCUCUGCAGAGACAAGAUCCGCCUCAACAACGCCAUCUGGAGGGCCUGGUACAUUCAGUAUGUGGAGCGGAGGAAGAGCCCCGUGUGUGGCUUCGUGACGCCCCUGCAAGGGCCGGAGGCCGAUGAGCACCGGAAGCCCGAGGCCGUGGUCCUGGAAGGCAAUUACUGGAAGCGGCGCAUCGAGGUGGUGAUGCGCGAGUACCACAAGUGGCGCAUCUACUACAAGAAGCGGCUCCGUAAGUCCAGCAGAGAAGGGGAUCUCCUGGCCCCGAAGCAGGUGGAGGGGGGCUGGCCCCCGCCGGAGCGAUGGGAGCACCUCUUCUCCAGCGUGGUGCCCAUGCUGCUGGGGGGCCCCGAGGAAGAGCCCAGCGGGCGGCAGCUGCUGGACCUCGACUGCCUCCUGUCCGACAUCUCCGACACCCUCUUCACCAUGACCCAGCCCAGCCCCGCAGCCCUGCAGCUGCCCCCCGAGGACGCCUACGUGGGCAACGCUGACAUGAUCCAGCCGGGCCUGACGCCGCUGCAGCCCAGCCUGGACGACUUCAUGGACAUCUCAGAUUUCUUCACCAACUACCGCCCCCCACCCACGCCCACGCCGUCGAGCUUCCCGGAGCCCCCCAGCUUCAGCCCCAUGGCCGAGCCCCACUUUGGCAGCGGACUCCUGGGUGCUGAGGUGCCCCCCGCCCCCUCGGCCAUGGCCUACCUCUCAGGGCACCACGGUCUGCAGGCUCAGAGCAGCUGCCCUGUCCCCCUGGACUCCGGCACUUUCCUCAGCUCCGAGUAUCUCCUUCGGGAAGACCCCAAGUCAAAGCACCCGCCUGCCCCUCUCCACCACUACCCGGCCCCAGACAAGGGGCCCUGCCUGGAGCCCUGCGCGCCCACCCGCUACCCGCCCCCCGCCCCGCCCCCGUCCCCCGCUUUGCUGCCUGAAGAGGCGGUUUUCUCGUCCCGGUUCCCCUUCCCCUCAGUGCCCCCCACCCCGGACUUUUCCCCCCUACCGGCCCCCACGACCUUCGCCCCCGCUCAGCCGCUGCCGCCGGGCCCUGGCCCCACCCCAGCCCGUUUCCCGCUGGACCUUCUUUCCCCCGGCUAUCCCGAACCUCCAUUUGGGCCUCACUUCGCGGUGCCCCAGGGCGUGAGGCCCAGAGGCAAGCCCCCCGCCCAGAAUCCCCGGGGGCGGAAGCCCAGUCCCCCCACCUUGGCCCCCGCCGCGGCCAGCCCCACCGCGGGCAGCACCAAUCCGUGCCUCACGCAGCUGCUGACAGCAGCCAAGGCCGAGCAAACCCUCGAACCUCCCCCGGCGUCCGGCGCCCUUCUCCAGCCCCCAGAGACCCCGAAAGCAGUGCCUGACGCCCCCUGCGUCUUCUUCCCAUCCACCCUGGCGCCCGCGCCGCCCCGACCCCCUCCGGGCCCGGCCCCGCGGGCCCCACCCCGGCCCCUCGUGGUCCCCAAAGCUGAACGGCUGUCGCCGCCGGCGCCCAGCGGAGGCGAGCGGCGGCCGUCUGCGGAGCUCAGCGCCCUGCCCGGCCCCGCGGCGCCCCUGGGCGCGCGCCUCUCGCCCCCGCACCCCGUCCCGAGCCGGGGCCGGCCCGACAGCCACAAGACCGAGAGCCGCCGCAUCACGCACAUCUCGGCCGAGCAGAAGCGCCGCUUCAACAUCAAGCUGGGCUUCGACACGCUGCACGGGCUGGUGAGCACGCUGAGCGCGCAGCCCAGCCUCAAGGUGAGCAAGGCCACCACGCUGCAGAAGACGGCCGAGUACAUCGCCAUGCUGCAGCAGGAGCGCGCCGCGCUGCAGGAGGAGGCCCAGCGGCUGCGAGACCAGAUCGAGGAGCUCAACGCGGCCAUUAACCGUGCUGAACUCGCUCCGCCAGCUGAGCACGUCCACGAGCAUCCUCACGGACCCCGGCUGCAUCUCGGAGCAGGCCAAGCGCGCCGUCACGCAGGGCUCCUCGAACAAGCCUCUAUAGACUGGCCCGGCUGCGGGCCCCAGGGACAGCCUCUGCCUGCCCGCCUCCGGCCCAGGCCCCGGCGGUGCCCUCUCCUGUGGGAUGAGCUCCGGACCAGCCUUCCCAGCAGCCGCAGCCGCCAGGACUCCGGUCCCCAUGGGCCUCCAUUUUGCUGUCUGUCAAAUGGGGAGGAACAGCUUCUGCCGGAUGUUGAUCUGAGGCCUGGGUGCGGGGAGCCUAGGCCAACAACUCAGGGAACCUUCUUGAAGGAAGGGGGAAGGAGACGGUCCUCCUUCCUUCCCCGUCACCCCCCCCUCCCCAGAGGUGGGGUGCCAGCCUGUUUCUGAACAGAGAAGAGGCUAAGGAGGUUCCUUCUUGGGGGCAGAGACCGCAAUGCACUGUGUGUUCUUUGCACACUUGAGACCCAGGUUUGAUCCCCAGAACCCAGCACACCCGAGCACCAAGCUGGGAGUAGCCCCUGAGCACCCCCAGGUGUGGCCCCAAAACCAAAGAAAAAAAAAACAAAACCAAAGAGGCGAUUCCCUCCCUUGGUGUUUCUGUGCUAACUUUAGAGGGAUGCGGGGUUGCUGGCCAGUAUCGGGGUGGGAGGUCAGAACCCCUCGUCCUCUUGUGUGUGUAUGUGUAUGUGUGUGUGUGUGUGUGUGUGUGUGUGUGUGUGUGUGUAUUCUGUAAAGAAUUCUUGACCAAUAAAAACAAAAACCCAGCAAGCUGUUGGCAGUGGGAGGUGAGAGACCCCCAGCUCGGUCUCUGCUCAGAAUCAUGGGGAGGGGGCUGGAGCCAUAGCACAGCGGGGAGGGCAUUUGCCUUCCAUGCCGCCGACCCGGGUUCGAUUCCCAGCAUCCAAUAUGGUCCUCCGAGCACCGCCAGGAGUAAUUCCCGAGUGCAUGAGCCAGGAGGAACUGCUGUGCAUCACCAGGUGUGACCCAAAAAGCAAAAAAAAAAAAAAAAAAAAGAAUCACUGGAAGGUUCUGGGCUGAGAUGCAACAAAUCAGCUGGGUCGGGAACGCUGGCAGCAGCCUGGGCCACACCACUGAGCCACCAGGUCCACAGUGCCAGGCUGAGCAUGGCAGGGAAAUGGCCCCUGGGCUCCCUGAGCUCAACUGGUGUCCUGGAGAGAUAACUCUGGUUGCCCUGAGUGCCGCUAGCAUGGGUUCAGUCCCAGAGCCCCCACCAGGAGUAAGCCCUCGGCACAGCGGGGUGUGCCCCCCCAAAAAAACAGACAAAAGGUUCGAUACUCGUAUAGUUAAGAGAAGACAAGAAAAUGUGAUGCAGGAAUCUAUGGUAGAUGCAGCUAAAAUCAACAAACAGGGCUUCAUCCUAGGCUCCGUAUUUACCCCCGAGCCCCACCAGGAGUGAUCCAUGAGCACAGAGCC